Messenger RNA from Kickxella alabastrina, 1109 nucleotides. Its product is annotated as histone-fold-containing protein. Gene Ontology annotation, molecular function: transcription coactivator activity; RNA polymerase II general transcription initiation factor activity; protein heterodimerization activity. The transcript is spliced from 2 exons. The record is from RefSeq and is a predicted model, not a curated record. Lineage: Eukaryota; Fungi; Kickxellomycota; Kickxellomycetes; Kickxellales; Kickxellaceae. Gene Ontology annotation, cellular component: nucleus; negative cofactor 2 complex. The coding region runs from base 361 to 999 and encodes 212 amino acids. Gene Ontology annotation, biological process: negative regulation of transcription by RNA polymerase II; transcription by RNA polymerase II; positive regulation of transcription by RNA polymerase II.
CUGAAAUAUAAAAAAAAUCGUUUUGAUUUUCAACUUGUUUUUAGGCACACUUUUCUUCAAUAAAAAAAAAUAUAUUUUUCUAUCACUAUCACUAUCACUAUCACUAUUAUUUUAUUAUUAUUAUUAUUACAUUAAUUUUACUCAGAAUAAAUCGCGCACGAUUUGAACAAAAAAAUUCCCUGGGACGAAUCUCGCGCAUUACCCCUCCUCGAACUCUCCACAGAACAACGCUCGCAUUGAUAAAAAGCACACUCCAAGUUUCUUAGUUCAUUCGAGGUUUAAACUUCCCAACCCAUUCACUCACUUCACAUUUUCAAGGUCGACAAUAAGAACACGCGUGCAUUUCAAUUACUAGUAAAAAUGCGUAAGAAGGACAAGACCAAGUUCCCAGUAGCACGUAUCAAAAAGAUUAUGCAAAUGGACGAAGAGGUUGGCAAAAUGGCACAAGCAACGCCUGUUCUGAUAUCAAAAUCACUCGAGCUCUUCAUGCAAUCCAUCGUCGACGACGUCAGCAAACACGCAAGAGCAUGUAAUGCGCGGAAAAUCUCACCAACACAUUUGAAGAGAUGCGUGGAAAGCACUGAAUGCUAUGAUUUUCUCAAGGAUAUUGUUGAAUCCGUGGUGGAUGACGGUGAUGGUGGUGGCGUAGAAGUUUGUGUUGCAAAGGUUGCCGAAAUGGAGGAGGCCGGUGUGGAGGCGCAGAUUAAAUCGGAGGGUCUAGGCGGCGGUGGAGGUGGUGCUCCGUUAUCGAUGAUAUUGCUGGAUGUGCCACAGCAACCACAGCAGCAACAGGGCGCAUCGUAUGGCAGCAAUAGCGAUCAAUCCGCAGAGGGUGAGGACAAUGCAAGUGAUCCGUCGUAUGAGCCCAAAGUCGGUUCCAACACGCGAGGUCGCGGAAAAGGAAGGGGCCGAGCCCGAGGGCGAGGUGCUACGGGCAGAGGCCGUGGGCGUCCAAGAAAUAACACAUCAGUACAGGCCAGUGAGCUUGGGUCUGAAUGAAAGGAAUGGACGACGGGUAGAAUAGGAUUGGAUUGGAUCGACGAAUGACGAUGACUACAAAUGGUUCUUUAUAUUUAUUUAUUACUUUAUCAUAUACAAACAGUUACAGU